AUGUUGUCAAAAACGAUAAAAUAUUUUGCUCGACACAGUUUGUCAACUAAUGUUUCAUCUCAUGCUCGAAUAUUAGAAGGUUUUCGUGAAGCUAUUGGAAAUACACCAUUAAUUCGUUUAUCAAAAUUGAGUCAAGAAACUGGUUGUAACAUUCUUGUUAAAGCUGAAUAUCUUAAUCCAGGUGGUUCAAUUAAAGAUCGUGCUGCUUUUUUCUUAAUUAAAGAGGCUCUUGAUAAAAAUUUAAUUAAAACUGGUGCUACUAUUGUUGAAGGUACAGCUGGUAAUACAGGUAUUGGAUUAGCUCAUAUUUGUAAUGCAUUGGGUUUUAAAUGUGAAAAAAUUGAUAUACUACGUGUAUUAGGUGCCGAAGUAACAACAGUUCCUGUUGUUCCAAUUACUGAUCCAAAUAAUUAUAAUCAUCAUGCUAGACGUUAUGCUGAACAACGUGAAAAUGCCGUAUGGACAAAUCAAUUUGAUAAUCGAGCUAAUCGACAUGGUCAUUAUUGUACGACAGGACCUGAAAUUUGGACACAAACAAAUGGUAAAGUAAAUGCAUUCGUGAUGAGUACAGGUACUGGUGGAACUUUAGCUGGUACUUCUAUGUAUUUAAAAGAAAAAAAUAGUAAAAUUAGAACUGUACUUGCUGAUCCACCUGGUAGUGUUCUAUAUAAUUAUAUUAAAUCGGGUAAACUUGAUCGAACUGAUGGUUCAUCAAUUACUGAAGGCAUUGGACAAGGUCGUAUAACACAAAAUUUACAAGAUGCACCUAUUGAUGAAUCAUUAUUUAUCAAUGAUCAAGCUACUGUUAAUAUGGUUUUUAAACUUUUAUGUGAAGAAGGAUUUUUUGUUGGUGCUUCAUCAGGUUUAAAUGUAGCUGCAGCUGUUGAAUUAAGUAAAUCAAUGCCAAAAGGUUCAACAAUUGUUACAACUCUUUGUGAUAAUGGACAAACGGCAUGGCGUAAACAUUGUUGGGUAAAUCAAGUAUCGUUACCUACUCAAGAUCCACAGUUAUAUUAUAAAAAAAAUUAUACCUCAUAUCCAAUUUGUAAAGAUGUGAUAAGUUUAAUUAAUUCGAUUUAUAAUAUGAAAACAAAUAUUGCUAAAGUAAAAUAUCCUGAAUUAUUUGCUCAAAAAAUUAGAAAAAUAUUUAAUUAUAAUAAUACAUUAUAUGCUAAAGCACUUGAACAGGAACUUUAUUUUGUUGUAAACAAAUAUUCAUUUGAACAUACAGUUUAUAAUCCACUUCGUGGUCGUCGUCCUGUUCAACCACCUGAAGUAUCUGUUGAACAAUAUGAGACAAUGGAAAAAACAUCUAAAAACUGUGAUUUAUGUAAUUAUCAAAAUAUGACAGCAAUGGAUAGUCUUGGUCGAAUGGAAAAUCAACAUGCAUAUUCAGCAGCUAAUGCAUUUAAAUUUGAUCAAUGGCAUUCAAUGUUUAUGCCCAAACAACAUGAUAUUACAAAAUUAACAUAUGAAGAAUUAAAAGAUGUUUUUACAUUAGCUUGGAAAUGGUUUCAAGCAGCUCAUAAACAAUCACCAUCACAUCGUUUUCCUACUCUUCUUUGGGAUAGUUUACCACAUGGUGGUGCUUCACAAGUACAUCCACAUAUUCAUGCAACAUUGCAUUCAGAUCAUUAUUAUGGUCAAUUUGAAUCAAUACGGUUUGCAUCUGAACGAUACUAUCGUGAAUAUGAAAAUGUUACUACACAUAGACAAAAAAAUUAUUUUCGUGCAAUACAAGAUAUUCAUAUGGCAUUCAAUUUAACAAUAUCAUUCAAUGGUGUUACAGUUCUUAUACCUAUUACGUCACAUAAAGAAUAUGAUAUAAUUGUCUUAGCAGAAAAUUUCGAUGAACGAUUUAUUAAAGUAAUUUAUCAAGUAAUUCAAGGUUAUUUUAAUAAAUUAAAACAAUUUAGUUUUUCUUCAUGCAUAUAUUUACCACCAUUAUCACCAAAUCAAGAUGAUAGUGGUUUAACUCCUGUUUAUUAUCGUAUUGUACCUCGUGGUCAAAUAUCUAGUCUAUUAUCGGAAGUUUCAAGUCUUGAUUUACUGUCCAUAUAUAAUGUUAAUAAACUUCCGGCAGAUCUAUUUGCAGAGAUAGUAACUUGGUUUAAAAGAAUAUAA
Molecule: messenger RNA, 2124 nt
Organism: Rotaria sp. Silwood1
Lineage: Eukaryota; Metazoa; Rotifera; Eurotatoria; Philodinida; Philodinidae
Source: the annotation of a GenBank genome assembly